Molecule: messenger RNA, 2002 nt
Organism: Pyrus x bretschneideri (Chinese white pear)
Lineage: Eukaryota; Viridiplantae; Streptophyta; Magnoliopsida; Rosales; Rosaceae
Product: triacylglycerol lipase 2
Exons: 9
Coding region: 556-1845 (429 amino acids)
Biological process (GO): lipid metabolic process
Molecular function (GO): hydrolase activity, acting on ester bonds
Source: RefSeq, a predicted model, not a curated record
AGAAUGGAUGCUUCGAAUUGGAGAAAAACUUGUCGAUCCUGGUUGUAUACACUCGUUUUGUUGUGUCUCCUCAUUGGAGAGACAAAGAACUGGUGCAUACAACCAGUACACCAAAGUUUUUCCCCGCGAAAUAAACCGUUCGAGGUUUCUUACUCUGGUUGGCCAAACCGGGAAAAAGUGUUGGAGCUCUUGUUGGUUUGGUAGUUUACAUCCGUAAAUGUACUACUUUCUGCGGCUUCAUUGGAAGUACGCCUUCGUCUUUUACAAAUUAGACAAAAGGAACAGUGACAACAUGUCCAUGUUUUGGUUUUACAUACUUGGAUUAGAGUUUGGAUUUAUCCAGGAAAUUCUUGUUAAGUUAUGGAAUCGUGGCAGGGACGAAAUCUGAGGUUAAUACAUUUCUUAAUUGCUUUUAAUUAGUGAAAAGUAGGACCCAUCAGCAUUAGAUGCCUUAGUUGAACCUUAGUUUAAUCCAUUAAGCAAUUUGUAUUAGGCUAUUAGCUCAUGUGAACACCCCAGUUCUGUUUUUAUCUGGUUUUUUUCUGCACUAUAAAAAUGCCGGGAACCUCAAAAGGUGAUUUGUACCAGGAAACAAUUAUUAAACAUAUGAAGAUGUUGGCUAAUAAGAUUUUAACCUUUAUUAUUGUAGUUAUGCUUUUCUGUGAGUCAGCAGUUGGAACCAGAACAAAGUUGUUCUCGGCUAAUAAUGUGCAGGAUGCUGCUUCUGCAUUCGCUCCGUCUCCAGGUGAUGACGGAAUCUGUGCAACAAUGGUGGCAACACAAGGCUAUGCUUGUGAAGAACACACGGUGACAACACAAGAUGGAUAUAUUCUCAGCAUGCAGAGAAUUCCAGCGGGGAAGUCAGGGGGGCUGUCAGGGAAGAGGGUACCGGUACUUCUGCAACACGGUCUUCUGAUGGAUGGGAUAACAUGGGUGCUGCUACGUCCAGGCCAAUCUUUGGCUUUCCUCUUAGCUGACAACGGGUAUGAGGUGUGGAUUGGAAACACCCGCGGAACCAAAUACAGCCUCGGUCACACAUCACUCAGUCCUGAUGAUCCGGCUUAUUGGGAAUGGUCAUGGGAUGAACUUGUCGCUUAUGAUCUCCCGGCUACUUUCCAGUAUGUGCGAGAUCAAACCAGACAGAAAAUUCAUUAUAUUGGACAUUCGCUGGGAACAUUGGUUGCUCUCGCUGCAAUUUCCAAAGACCUGCAACUGAAGAACCUGAGAUCAGCCGUCUUACUUAGUCCGAUUGCUUAUGCUGACCAAAUGUCCUCACCCCUAGCAAGAGCUGUUGCUGAAAACUUUAUUGCCGAGGCAUUAUACAAUGCAGAUUUAAGACAAUUUAAUCUGAAACGGAAGGCGGCAGUCGAAGUUCUGAAGGCUGUUUGCCGGAAACCAGGCGUUGAUUGCACCCAUUGGUUGACUGCAUUCACCGGGAAAAAUUGCUGCUUAAAUUCUUCCAUAGUAGAUGUUCUUCUAGACCAUGAGCCUCAGUCAACUUCAACCAAAAACUUGGUACAUAUGUCCCAGAUGAUAAGGGACGGAACAGUUGCAAUGUUUGACUACAAGGACGAGAACAUGCAGCACUACGGGCAGCCCAAUCCUCCCGUGUACAGCAUGACAAGCAUUCCAGAUGAGCUUCCUCUCUUCCUCAGUUACGGUGGGGCAGAUGCCCUCUCCGACAUCAAAGAUGUGAAGCUGCUGCUGAAGAGCCUCAAAAACCAUGAUGGAGAUAAGCUUGUGCUUCAGUAUCUAGACGAUUACGCUCAUUUAGAUUUUGUGAUGGGUGAAACUGCUAAGCAAGAUGUGUAUGAUCCUCUCAUGGCUUUCCUUAGACUUCAAUGAGAAUAUUUACUUGUGACAGAAGUAAUGCCAAUUCUUUUAUGUUCUUUUCUUUUCCCUCAUCAUAUUUCUCAUUGACAACCCUGAGGGCAGAGUUGUAUUUACCCGUACUGUGUACUGGAUCUUCCUUUUACCAACAAAAUUCGUAUAAUUACUACCA